AAGGAAGAAGAAGAAGAAGAAGAACCGUAGGAAGUGUUGACAAAUAAUACAGUUUGACGUUUCACGUCAACGGACAGUGAAUGCAAAUAUUGUUUGCAAUCAAUGCUACUGUAAUCGUUGUACUUUAGCAUAAUUUGUCAGACUUCCAGAGUCAUCUUUUAAUUUAACAUCAUUAUUUAAUCGUACAAAUUGUUCAAUUAUGUGAUGUCGUUUAAGUGAAUAUAGCAGUAGCUGUCAUCCAAGUAGGACUAACGUUAGCUAGUUAUCUAACGUUAUCUCCCAGAGACAACGUUAGCUAGUUAUCUAACUUUAUCUCCCAGAGACAUGGCGACUUAAUAAAUGACCCACCACACGUCUAGACACCUUCAAAUUUGGUGACAGUACAACGUAAAAUCAGCGAUGUCUCAAUUUAUGGAUUCCGGAGAGAAUACGCCAUUGCUCAAAGAUGAUUCUGGCAGUGAUGACUCCCAAAAUGAUGAAUACAAGAGUAGAUGGCGGUCAAUUCGUGUAAUGUACUUCACAAUGUUUCUAAGCAGCGUUGGUUUCACUAUUGUCAUCACGUCAGUAUGGCCGUAUCUGCAAAAGAUUGAUGACAGUGCCAGCGCUAGCUUCCUGGGCUGGGUGGUGGCAUCCUACAGCUUGGGCCAGAUGCUGGCGUCCCCCCUCUUUGGGCUCUGGUCCAAUCACAGACCCAGGAGAGAACCGCUGGCCUGCUCUAUUUUCAUCAACGUCACAGCCAACAUCUACUACUCCUACAUCUACCUACCCACAUCACAGAACAAAUACCACAUGCUCAUGUCUCGAGCUUUAGUAGGUUUUGGAGCAGGGAACGUAGCUGUUGUGAGGUCCUAUGUUGCUGGAGCCACCUCACUGAAGGAGAGGAACAGUGCUAUGGCUAACACAAGUGCCUGUCAGGCUCUGGGGUUCAUUCUGGGUCCAGCUCUCCAGGCCGGUUUGUCAUUUAUUGGUGAACAGGGUGUUAGCGUGAAGGUAAUUGACCUACAGUUGAAUAUGUACACCGCCCCAGCUCUACUGGCUGCAUUAUUUGGCGUCAUCAAUAUCCUGCUCGUCGUAUUAGUACUAAGGGAACACCAAGUUGACGACUAUGGAAGACAUAUCAGAGCCAUCAAUUAUGUGUCUGAAGAACGAAUGGAUGUCAGUCAGGAAACAGAAGGGGAUAUUGAUCAAGUUGCUGUCUUGACCUCCAAUGUUCUAUUUUUCAUCAUCAUGUUCAUGUUUGCAGUCUUUGAGACCAUAGCCACACCCCUAUCUAUGGACAUGUUCUCUUGGACUAGGAAGGAUGCGGUGCUGUACAACGGUAUCAUACUGUCCUGCGUCGGCUUUGAGUCCAUCCUGGUGUUUCUACUUGUGAAGGUUCUCUCUCAAAGGAUUGGUGAUCGUCCUGUGCUCCUUGGAGGCUUGGCCAUCAUAUUCUGUGGCUUCUUUGUCCUGCUCCCAUGGGGGAACCAUUACCCUGAGAUCCAGUGGGCAGACCUCAAGAAUAACACUGUCAUCCACGAGACGUUUGCCCCAACCCCGGUCUCCAACAGCUCCUUCGAGCCGACAGGCUGCCCUGCUGAACAGACAUGGUGCCAGUAUACCCCCGCCAUUCACCUGGCACAGUUCCUUACCGCCGACGUCCUCAUUGGAGCGGGCUACCCGGCCUGCAACGUGAUAUCCUACACGCUCUACUCCAAAAUCCUAGGGUCCAAGCCUCAGGCACAUUCUUCUCCUCUCAACUGAAACUUUUCCCUGGGUCCUUAGUGUACAAGCGAAAGUAGUGCACUGUGUUUUUUUGUCAAUAAAGCUGAUAGAAAAUAAUGUUUAAUAAACAAUAACUAAAGUUGAUGUUUUAAGUCCAUAUCAAUGCUUAAAUCACAUCAUGAGACAGUUUUGUUCAGGUGAGAAAGAAAAAAAUGAAAAAAAGUAUUAUUUCGAAUUCCCCUUUAAUUGCCCAUCUGGCCCUUUUUAAUGGCGCCUCUAGCAAUUUAAUUGAGAUGGUUUUGGGGAAAGGUUCUGUGUCAACCCACAAGACAUCAACUGGCUACAUACAGAGUGAUAAAUGAAUGCACACACACCACACACACAUGAGCAAUAUCUCUGGAAAUGUAUUGGCAGAUAUUGUGUUAGGUUUUGGCUUUUUAAACCAAUAGUGGCUAACCAGGGAUGGGAUAAUGUCAAUGUUGCAUUGAUUUAGAUAGUAACUGGGAGCUCGCGUUGUCCUGAUACUUUCAGAAUUGUUUGGCGAGCUAAUCAUAGGUGGGCUGUGAGCUACAGGUAGUUCGCAAUUGAAAGCAUCUAGGGCUUAUGUUAAAAGGUAGACUCAGCGAGAGGCUCUACUUUACUGCUGUUUUUGGUCCUGUGGCUUCCAUGCUGUACACAGCGUGAAGCUAACCCGUGCAGAUACUGUGGGAGAGCGAAUUGUUGCAUCUCGCUCAUCUCAAUGUCCUCUCAGGUGCUGCUCGUGGUGGCAAUGUCAGUCUAGCUUUAACUCUGUGUUCAAUGAAAGUGAUAGAUCUUUCAAACAUUGUAUGCAACAUGGUAUACAACUAUAGAAAACGGGGGACUCUUGCAGGAGGGUUUUUGACUGGUUCAGAGUUCAAUGUGCCACCAUUUCGUGUUAUAAGAAUCCAGAUGAUUAGAGGACAAUCCAAAUAGAGGGGGUUUACUGCACAUGGGGAAAGGCUGCAGGAUAAUGUUGUGUGCUUUGUCAGUCGCGCACAACAUGGAAAGGAAAACAUAAAAGUUGGCCACCCCAUGCAUUCACCAACAGGAAUAAGGAAGACUGGAGGGGGAAACUGCUGCGUAAAUAGUCAAGGUGCUAAUGAGCAGAGUGGAGACAGGGAAGUUGCAAGGGAGGGGCGUGGCCAGUGUAGAGGAAAAACCUGGUUUCUACCAUGAGCCUUUGCAACAGCAACAUUAUCGGCAAAUGACUUGAUGCCUACCGUGUACUGCCAAAGCGAUUUAUUUGUUCAACAGGAGUGAUGAGUGUGUUGAUAUAACAGUAAUAUUGUCAACAUUUAUUUUUUAACAAAUAUCAGAAUUGGUUAAAAAAAGGUUAUGCAUGCCAACAUAUUAGGCAAUAAUUAAGAGUAGACAAGGUGAUCGUGUCAGCUGGGAGUUUUUUUUGUCUUAAAAACAGGUUUUAACAGGAUUCUUAGGACCUUUUUAUGGAUACGGGCUCUGGCUUCAAAUGCAUGGGAGUGUUUAAAUAUUUGUAUUUGAAAAUACACUUGUAUUUGAGUAUUUACAAAUAAACGUCCAAAUAUUCAAUAUAUAUCCUAAUACUUACUGUAUGUAAAUGUAUUGAAUAUUUGAACCCAGGUCUGGUUUAGACUUCUCAGAAAUCUUCGUCAGGUCAACCACAGGUCUCUCAUUCCUUCAUAUUAUUUCAACCCAGCACCGGUAUUCUCAAAAUGUGCAUAUCUACCAUGAGCCUUUGCAACAGCAACAUUAUCGGCAAAUGACUUGAUGCCUACUGUGUACUGCCAAAGCUAUUUAUUUUUCUACUAUGCCAGGUGUAACGUAAAAAAAAUAAAAAACUCAGCUGACUAGACUGGUACAGCGUGUGUAACAGACUAGACUCGUACAGUGUGUGUAAAAGACUAGACUGGUACAGUGUGUGUAAAAGACUAGACUGGUACAGCGUGUGUAACAGACUGGACUGGUACAGUGUGUGUAACAGACUAGACUGGUACAGUGUGUGUAACAGACUAGACUGGUACAGUGUGUGUAACAGACUAGACUGGUACAGUGUGUGUAAAAGACUAGACUGGUACAGUGUGUGUAAAAGACUAGACUGGUACAGUGUGUGUAAAAGACUAGACUGGUAUAGCGUGUGUAAAAGACUAGACUGGUAUAGCGUGUGUAAAAGACUAGACUGGUACAGUGUGUGUAACAGACUAGACUGGUACAGUGUGUGUAAAAGACUAGACUGGUACAGUGUGUGUAAAAGACUAGACUGGUACAGCGUGUGUAAAAGACUAGACUGGUAUAGCGUGUGUAAAAGACUAGACUGGUACAGUGUGUGUAAAAGACUAGACUGGUACAGCGUGUGUAACAGAUUAGACUGGUACAGCGUGUGUAACAGAUUAGACUGGUACAGCGUGUGUAAAAGACUAGACUGGUACAGCGUGUGUAACAGACUAGACUGGUACAGCGUGUGUAAAAGACUAGACUGGUACAGCGUGUGUAACAGACUAGACUGGUACAGCGUGUGUAAAAGACUAGACUGGUACAGCGUGUGUAACAGACUAGACUGGUACAGCGUGUGUAAAAGACUAGACUGGUACAGCGUGUGUAACAGACUAGACUGGUACAGCGUGUGUAACAGACUAGACUGGUACAGCGUGUGUAAAAGACUAGACUGGUACAGCGUGUGUAAAAGACUAGACUGGUACAGCGUGUGUAAAAGACUAGACUGGUACAGCGUGUGUAAAAGACUAGACUGGUACAGCGUGUGUAAAAGACUAGACUGGUACAGCGUGUGUAACAGACUAGACUGGUACAGCGUGUGUAACAGACUAGACUGGUAGAGUGUGUGUAAAAGACUAGACUGGUACAGUGUGUGUAACAGACUAGACUGGUACAGUGUGUGUAACAGACUAGACUGGUACAGUGUGUGUAACAGACUAGACUGGUACAGUGUGUGUAAAAGACUAGACUGGUACAGCGUGUGUAAAAGACUAGACUGGUACAGCGUGUGUAACAGACUAGACUGGUACAGCGUGUGUAACAGACUAGACUGGUACAGCGUGUGUAACAGACUAGACUGGUACAGCGUGUGUAACAGACUAGAAUGGUACAGCGUGUGUAACAGACUAGACUGGUACAGUGUGUGUAACAGACUAGACUGGUACAGUGUGUGUAAAAGACUAGACUGGUACAGUGUGUGUAAAAGACUAGACUGGUACAGUGUGUGUAAAAGACUAGACUGGUACAGCGUGUGUAACAGACUAGACUGGUACAGCGUGUGUAAAAGACUAGACUGGUACAGCGUGUGUAAAAGACUAGACUGGUACAGCGUGUGUAACAGACUAGACUGGUACAGCGUGUGUAACAGACUAGACUGGUACAGCGUGUGUAACAGACUAGACUGGUACAGCGUGUGUAACAGACUAGACUGGUACAGCGUGUGUAACAGACUAGACUGGUACAGCGUGUGUAACAGACUAGACUGGUACAGCGUGUGUAACAGACUAGACUGGUACAGCGUGUGUAACAGACUAGACUGGUACAGCGUGUGUAACAGACUAGACUGGUACAGCGUGUGUAACAGACUAGACUGGUACAGCGUGUGUAACAGACUAGACUGGUACAGCGUGUGUAACAGACUAGACUGGUACAGCGUGUGUAACAGACUAGACUGGUACAGCGUGUGUAAAAGACUAGACUGGUACAGCGUGUGUAAAAGACUAGACUGGUACAGCGUGUGUAACAGACUAGACUGGUACAGCGUGUAAAAGACUAGACUGGUACAGCGUGUAAAAGACUAGACUGGUACAGCGUGUAAAAGACUAGACUGGUACAGCGUGUGUAAAAGACUAGACUGGUACAGCGUGUGUAAAAGACUAGACUGGUACAGUGUGUAAAAGACUAGACUGGUACAGUGUGUAAAAGUGCACAAAAUGGAAUAAACAGCAUGUGGGUCUUUUUCCCCCCUGUC
This is a messenger RNA of Salvelinus namaycush (lake trout), 5665 nucleotides long. RefSeq names its product major facilitator superfamily domain containing 8 (gene mfsd8). Gene Ontology annotation, cellular component: lysosomal membrane. Lineage: Eukaryota; Metazoa; Chordata; Actinopteri; Salmoniformes; Salmonidae. Gene Ontology annotation, biological process: transmembrane transport. The record is from RefSeq and is a predicted model, not a curated record. The coding region runs from base 400 to 1743 and encodes 447 amino acids. The transcript is spliced from 12 exons. Gene Ontology annotation, molecular function: transmembrane transporter activity.